Messenger RNA from Petromyzon marinus (sea lamprey), 14994 nucleotides. The record is from RefSeq and is a predicted model, not a curated record. Lineage: Eukaryota; Metazoa; Chordata; Hyperoartia; Petromyzontiformes; Petromyzontidae.
AAUUUUUAUUGUUUUAUAUAUAUUUUAUUAUUUUAUUGUUUCCUUUCAACGUGACUUUACCGAAAGAACUAAGAUUAUGAAUUACUGCAGUCACGAAAGAUUUAAAUGAAAAUUUAAAGACAUCACUGUUAACAUCCAAUUGUGGUCAAAAGUUAAGUUAGAGUGUCUCCGUGCACAUUUUACAUAGUAUGGACUGUAAUGUAAGCGGGAACUUGGAAUUGCAAUUACGAAUUGCAGCCUUGAGUGAACUUGAGAGUAGGCUGAAGUUAUGUACACAAAGACACCCCUCUAUAAUGAUGCCAAGUAACACCAAACAUAGUCUCUCUUAUAACACAUGGCAUGCAGACUGCUUGAGCUGCCUCAUAAGGAGAUGUUUUAGUGACACUUGUUUUCACCCGAGGCAGUUGUGCUGUGACAGAGAAAUACCUGAGUUAGUACUGCGCUUAGAGGUAUUCACUGUCAAAUGUGUCCAGAAUUAGAAUACAGUACUGUUUUGGUUUUUAUUAAUAAUGCAAUAGUCACGUGAUGUUCAAGGUCUCUCCCUGCUCAAACACGCAUUGCUGGCCCUGCGCCAGUGUUGGAAUUUCCAAAGUGUAAAUGUUUUUAUUUGCCCAGAAGGAUUCAAUCACUGCCUAGGAUUUCAAUUUAGUAACCUAAUUGAGUUGACCACUGUGCCAACACCGAACAAUCCAGUCAGACAAGGAUAUGAUGAACAUGGAUGGGUCCUAGAAGAGGUCAGGAGCUUGGAGCGGUUCUAAAUACAGCUCAACUUGUUUCGAGAUCCAUCUCAAGGUCUUGGUCUCAUCAUCUGUAACCAUUCCAAUGGUGAAUAGUAUGACAGUCACAACCCAAUUAACGUUUUACCUAGGAAAGCUUCACAGUCAGAAUACUUAUUCUCAGGAGAGUUCUGCUUUUGGAUGUUUGACCAAUUAUUUCUGGAAUGCUUGGAAAAAAACCAUCCCGAUGAGAAGAUAACGCUGAUGCUGCUACAAAAAGGUCAUCAGUCUACCUUGUUGCCUCCUAUUUAGCAACCGUUUUGUCUUGCAGGUGACAGUCACCGAUACACGAUAAUCAUACGAUCCAGCAACCCCUGUCGCCUGAUUGCCCGGUAACAGACAUGUUUGCAGCCACUGUGGGUGUUGUGGUUAUCCAAACACCCAUAACAUAUUUAGAUGAAGUUCACACAAUCCCACCAAACCUUGGACAAAAUUAAAUAAGGUGACAUAAAUGCUGAUUAUGCUGAUGAUAUAACCUUUAAUUACACAGUAGGGUGUGAACACUAGGAUCUGCAAUGAGUCGGUAGUUGUGUUGGUUUAAUGACUGCAUAUUAGAACUCCUGUUAUCUGUGAUGAAAGUGAUCGGCAAACUUCCCAGAUCCGAUGUGUAAACGAAGCAACAACCACCUGGAACAGUUUGCGAGGAGGGCACCCCUGACUUCCAAAGUGUGACUCCUCAUGCCCCCGGUUGACAGGCGUACACUGGCACGCCCUGUGUGUGAGUCAAGCGAGGGUGUUUUCACCGUUUCCUCUCAAACCCUUCCAACAGCAGCAGGGGGACUCUUCUCAUAGCUGUCGUUCCGCGGCGCCACGAGCGAUGGCGUCUGGAGGUAACGCCGGGGGCAGCGUUGGUAAUCUCUCGGAUGAGACAUUCCCCAGCUUCCUGUCGGAGUCAGCCCCAGACAGCCUGGGCCCCCCCGUAGCCAUUUCCACAGCCGCACGGAAAGAAGACUCCGACGACAGAACGUCGGACGUGUACGAGUCGUACUUGGAGGAGCCGUUGGCUGUAGGCUCGACUUCUGGAGUCUUUUGUGACCCCACCCACCCCCUGGGUGACCUCUCUCAACACAAGUUUGCGUUGAGCUUCAAGGAUGACCUAAGUGACGCGGACGACCUCGCCUCGCUGCGCCUCUCCGAGAUGCUGCUGCCAGUCGAGCUGGAGGCCGGCAGGCUUCACGGUAGCUGUCAUAGGCCCCUGGCACCGCCAUCGCCACCACUACCGCCCCCUGCUUCCUGCCGCCUCAUGGCACUGCAUGGAGAGCCCAGUGCGGGCAACUGCGGCCAAACCACGGGCGACACCUCCCUGGGCCUCCUGCCUCUUGAUCUCGUGGAUGACCUCUCAUGUGGGCUCAUGACGCUGACCGACAGAAUGGUUCCUGGGACAGAGCUACGUGCACAGACCGACAUCCAGAGGCUGCUCGCAUCUCCAUCCAGCGCCCCCGAUGACAGCCUCUGCAGCUUUGAGCAGAACGAGCUGCAGCAGCAUGGGGAUGGAGAUGGCAAUGGCGAUGACCCGGAACUCGAGGAACUCAAGGAAUACGAGUUUUCCAAAGAUGACAUCCGUAGCCUCCUGCAGCAGCAGGAGCAACAGCAGCUGGAGGGGCGGCUGCAGGGGCAAGGGCUGGCGACAGCAGGGUCCCUCCGAGAGCCGCCCUGGCUUGGGGCUGUGGGUCCUGUGAAGGGGGGCGGCUACAAGCCGACACCUGCGUUAGGGGCGACGCUGUUCCAGGAUGCAUUUGAGAUACCACGCAGGCGAGUGGCUGGCGCGGGCAGGGACUGUGCUCACACAAGCGAUGACGAAUAUGACAAGGCCGAUAACGAUCACGAAUUUGAUGACGUGGUCGUUGGCGGCAUGGACUUUCCUGUCCGUCGUGUGGACACCAACGGUGCUCUCUUGGUGUGCAACCGGCCAGGUCUGGAGGGAGGCAGCUCGGAUGAGGCGGAGCGUGACGGCCGCCCGAGGGCUUGUGGCAGCACCGGACUAAUGGAGGCGGCCGCCAUGGAGCCCCGCAGCUCGGCUGAGGGCUGGCACCGUGCCGCCUCACCUGAUGCAGGGAGCGGAGAAAGUGGCGAGGCACGAGGGAGGGAACACGGUGAUGGUAACGGAGGUUGGGGCGUUGAUACCUCUCCGCCGGAACCUUGUCUGCUGACGCGCAGCGUGGCUGGGGGAGAAGUGAGGACGCAGGCCACGCCCUGGGGAUCGCUUCACUCGCAGCGGCUGGCGUGCGGAGAGCGAGAAGGAGAGGCAGAGGGGGAGAACGACAGCGAUGAGGCUCGCGACAGCAAUGAGAGCGACGAGGUCCAGGGGGAAGGUCUCGACUCCAUGUACCUCCUGCCGAAUUCCACCGCGCGGCUCGGUGGCCGAGUGAGCGGAGACGUAACGGAAGUCGAACCUGUAUCAUCUACGUCGCUGUUUCGCUCGGACAUCGGACCACCACAGGGAGGGGGGGACUGGACCAGGAUUAAAGAGGAGCAGGCACACGGGGGCCCAGAUGUGUGUCCGGGCGUAGUCUACCAGGACGAACGAGGCGAGUGGGUGACUGACCUGGCAUUCUUCACGCCGCUGGACACGCUCACAGACACGUACGGGGGCCUUGCUCACGCCACCUCCAAUGACGGCGACUUCAUCUCUGGCAAUGAUGUGGCUGCACUCAUGAACGCUGAUGAGGAGGCCUUCCUCAAGGAGAACCCUUUUACGCAGCUAGAGACGUGCGAGGGGGCGACGGUGCCGACCACCGCCGAUAGUGUUGGCGAUAUCACAGCAGCUGCGGCGACGUUGGCCGAUGUGACACUGGGCAUGGGCGACUCGUCAUGGCGCCUGCUGCCCGACAGCCACAUGCAGCUGCGGGCCUCGCUGGCACCAGACGGCAGUGGCAACGAAGAGGAGGGCGACGCCUACAUGCGACUCUCGCUUGGCACGUUCAUCCGCCAGCGUUCAGAGGCGCUGGGCUCGCUCUGGGGCAAUGCGCCGUCCUCCAUGAGGCCGUCAUUUGGCUAUGACAUCGUGUCCCCCGAGAGGCGAGCGCCAUUUGCGCUGCUCCGCAUGUCGGACGCGUCGUCCUGCUGCUCAGACGCCACCGCCGAGCGAACGCUGCAGGAUGGGCCGGACGACGGCGGGGACAGUGGAGAUGGCGCACAGCUCACCUUGUUUCCCGUAUCGGUGGAGGAGGCGGUGUCACCGGCGCCUAUACCGUCGCAGACGGUGCUUUUGUCGCCGGCUCCAACACCGUCGAGUAAGGAGGCCGGGCGGCGUGGCGCGUCUGGGCGCGAGCAAGGACAGAAGGGGGAUGGAGCGGCCACCCACCCUGAAGAAUCUGUGCUACACAUCAGCAGCAUCGCAUCGGCCAUCGCCAAUGCGUCUUUGAACGCUGACCCCAUGCAGCUUGCGGCCAUGAUCAUGCAUCUUUCAAACAAGGGCCACCGGGCCCAGCCGCCUGGAGCGGUCACCAGUCCCACCCAGGGUCCCCUGGCACCGGGCUCGAGGCAGCUGCUUUCCGUUGAACCCCGUGAAAAUCUCACGGUACCACCACCACCAUCAUCAAUGUCUUCAUCGUCAUCGGUGGCACCGUCGGGUGUGAAACCCAGAGAGCAAGAUGCCGGCUCCGGCUCACAAGCUCCUGAUGAUGGUGCGGAUGCUUUGAAAUCGGUGACACCAGAAUUACCGCUCAUCCUGUCCCCGUUUGGGGCCGUUUGCGAAGCGUCGGCGGCAGCGUCUCUAACGGACGAGCCUCUGUCCGUGUCUGCAUGGUGCGCGUCCGUGUUUGGCGCCAGCGGUGGCAGCGUGCUGGGGGAGGAGAGUCGCAUGCUGGAGCACACCUUCGACUUGGAGAAGUACCUCAAGCAGGUAUCGCUCUACGACGACGGCAAUGAAAGCACGAAGGAGGAGCGGGGCAGCGUGAACUUCGCCACCGCCAAACAUGCCACCUUCGCAACCACCGCCGCCGUCAUCGCCCCCGACCGCUCGACCGCCAUCCCUGCCCUUGAGCCAGGAGAUAAGACGCUGACGUCGCAGCCGCCGAGCCGGGUCGCCCGACCAGGCGACACACGUGAGAGACGGAGCCGAGGCGCCGGUCCCACAGAUGUUCCACUGCCGGUGUCAGCUCGAGGCUCGAUGGUUGGCGCUGAGGCACGAGCGGAGAAGCCCAGCACGAGUGAGCGGUCGGCGAGGUCAUCGGACCUGCGGCAGAAGGAGUCUAAGGUUUCGGCAAGCAGACGAGCGUCGGGGGCUAAGACAAAGGCGAAGAGGGAGAAGGCCGGGGAGCGCACGGGGAGCCUGGGGGGGAACUCGUUGGUGCCAGGGGCUACGAUUGGAGUUGAGCAGCCGCUCGCUGGCACCGGAGGUCACUCACGCACGCAGCAAGAUGGGACCUGGAGCCACAAGGGGGAGAGGAACGUCCUCCAGAGAGACGUCCGGACAGCGGGGAAUUCCACCGAGCACAACUUGGGAUCAAGCGAGCCACGGGAAGGGCAGCCCGAGGAGACUUUUCUGUUCCGCCCGUCCACGUCACCGCUGUCUCACUCGUCGCCAGGCCAGGGAUCUGACACCAGCAACUCUACCACCACCAGCACCGCCCCAAGCGUCGUGCGUGACGACCGGGCCAGUGGGACGUCUGUGCCGUGCGCCACUCCAAGCGUGAACGGGGCCGUCGGCCAUGCGUCCCCUACCUCCCCGUGUGACCCGAGCCUCAGCCGCCUCACGUACCUGUCUGAAGGUGACAGCACCCUACAGAACAGCAUCUGCUUCCCCCAGCAUCCCAUCUCGACCACCAAGUGUGAUGAACUCAGCACGACCAUUGUGUCGGCCAGCCCCACGCCAGACCUGGAUGCUACCCUGACCCCCGCGUCCAGCGGAGUCGAGCUACAGCACAGCCCUCGCCAAACCCUGCAGCUCUCCUCCACCACCUCCUACCAUCAUCUUGCCAGUUCCGGCACCAUCCAGUUGCCACCCGACAGAGUUACAGACCCCGGGCAACUGGCAGCCCCUCUCCGAGUCCCGGCGUCCAACGCCGCCCCGACGCUGCUCACGGCGCAGUCUCUGAUGUCCUCGGCGGCGCUGGUGCAGCGCUACCUGACGAACAACAUCACAGCCGACUAUCCCGGCGCGCUGGCCACGCCGCACUACACGGUGCCGCCGGCCCCCACCGUGCCGCCGGCGCCCACCGUGCCGCUUCCGUCCUCGUGCCACCUGCACUGCGUCGCCAGCGUCACCCGGGCUGCCUUUCCGACGGCGGGAUUCAUGAGUACGGUGCCAGCGGUGAGCUGCACCGCCGCGAGGUCCGGACUGUACAGCAUGCCGGCACUCGCCGGAAUCCUUCAGGGGGCGCAACACGGGCUGCUUCCGGGAACUCAUUCUGGAUUGGUGCACAUGCUGGACCUCGGGGCGACACCGUGCCGCGUGCUGGUGCCGGAGGAGCUGGGCUUCCCCAAUGCGUGUUGCGUGGGCAUCGCGGCACAGACAUCGCUCAACGUUUACAACCCCACUGAGCGCUGGCUGCAGGUGUCGCUGUGCCUGUUGAGUACCUCCAUCGACGGCGAGAAGGUGGAGGGCGAGAGCCAGCAGUGCUUGGUGUUCAAGAGCCAGACAGUGCUGGGGCCGCGCUCCUCCGAGGACGUGCGCGUGCUGCUAGUGCCACGCCGGGCUGGCGUGCACGUGUGCGUGCUCUCCGUGGCGUCGUGGCCCGUGGCGGCUACGCCGGUGGAUGUGGCGCACGCCGGUGCCCUCGCCUCCCGCGUGCUGCUCACGGCGCUGGCGCAAAAUCCCCAUGUUCAGGUGGAAGCCGGGAGUGGCCAGGGCGUGGAAUUUGGCGACGUGCAGUGGGGCAUGGCGCGAGUACUGCCAGUGCGGCUGACGAACCGGACGCGCGCCACCGUUCCCGUGCGUCUUGUCAUCUCUGCGAACGCUGUGGCGUGGCGCUGCUUCACGUUCAGCCGAAGCGACCCAGAGACGGCGUCCAACCCCACGACAGAGGCCCUGUCCGCUCCCUCCAUCAUCAACCUCGUGAUGCACGCUGCACACUCCGCACAGGAGGCCGAGUCCCAGGCAGCCACUUUGUGGAUUUGCUUCAGAGCUCCGGCUCGGCACGGCAGUCUGACUGACGCCGUGGGUCCAGUGGAGCACUUCUCGGCACGCGUGGACGUGGAGCUGGACAGCCCCGGGCCGAGCACCGUCGUGAGCAGCCUGCCCCUCCACGCCCGUGUCGGCGUCGCUCGUGUCCAUGCCCCCAAGCACCUGCAGACGCUGGAGUUCUUGGCCCGCCCUGGCACGUCCACCGUUCAGAAGCUUCCGCUGCAAAACGUUGGGAACAUCAACGUGGAGCUUAGCAUGAAGGUUGUGGGUCCCGGUGUGGCGUUCUCCGUUCAGCCAAGCACACUGCACCUUUCUGCUGGUCAGGAGUCGGAUCUGUCUGUCUCCUUCGCUCUGUCCGAUGACAAUAUCUGCCCUGCCCAUGGCGUGUUGCAGAUCCUGGUGCUGCCGAUGGGCCCCCAGUACGAGGUGUGCUUGAAAGGGGAGGUGCAGCACCCAUCGCCCCUCCUCAACAUCCCCCCGCUCCUCUCCAACAAGCAGUUCCUCAGCUGGGGCGGCGUUUCCCUGGGGCGCGCCACCCAGCAGAAGCUGACCCUACGGAACAACUCGGAUACGGCCUCACUGCCACUGCGCAUGGUCAUCCGUGGGCAGGAUCACGACUGCUUCCAGCUGCAGAGCACGUUUGGCCGGGAGGAGAGGCUGAGCAGUGCACGCGAGCUGUUGCUGGGCCCGCGUGAGGACGUGCCGGUGCGCCUUCUAUUUGUCCCGACGCGCCGCACCUGCAUGCUCGCCAAGCUGGAGAUCAAGCAGAGCGGCACACGCUCAACCGUGCCCGGCGUCAAGUUCUCGAUCCCUCUGUCAGGCUACGGCGGCUGCAGCCACGUGUUGCUGGAGGGCACCCAGAGGAUGUCCGACAGCUACGCGGCAGUGCUGAGAGACGUGGCGGAUGGGCGCGUGAGCAGAACGCGCGUGCGCCUGCGCAACGCGGGGACACGCGCCGCCUUCGUACGUGCCGUCUGCUUUGGCGACAUGCAGGCGCGCGAGGUCGCCGACAGCUCCGUGUUCACCAUCUCGCCGGCACACUUCGUCCUCAAGGAGAGAGCUGAGCAGGAGGUGGAGUUGACGUGCCGGGCGACCGCGCGGGAAUCCGCGCUGUGCCAUACGAGCACCGCCCUCCUCGCUGUCGUCUGCUUCUUCUGCGGCGACGAGAUCGCACGGCAGCUGUUCCGCAGGGCCGUGGCACAGACAGACGGGAGGUGGAAGCCGGCGCUGUCGGAGGAGAACCCCCUGAGGGCCGUCGACUUCCACGUGCCCUUCCCAGGGGAGGAGGCUGUGACCGAGGUGUACGACCUUCCAGAGCGGCCCAAUGACGCCGCCUCCUUCUACAGCCACAUGAGCCGUGUAUUGCUGUCUCUCGUGGGGCGCGCGGUCCAGCCCAGCUCGCCGGGAGCGGCUGCAGACACCGACACGGUUGACACGGGUUACGCCGACAGCCUGGAGGACACGGCACAAGCAGAGACUCACCUGAGGGAUGACAGUGGCCAGCGGCGCACCACCAGCAGGGAAGGCGAGGCCCAGCAGCGCCAGCGGGCGAUAAGGCAGCAUGGCAGCACCUCGCUGGAUGUGCUGCCCGUGCGGGGACCCCAGAGCGAGGGGGCGGCCACGGGCGUGGAGGCGAGCGCGUGGAGCGCCGAGCCCACACUGCUGCUCCUGCCGGCGCCCACCAUCGGUCACUCCGCAGGACGCGUGACGCUGAGGAACCACACAUCACGAGCUCUGCCGUUUGAACUGUCCUGGCCUGCGCACUGCCUGACCGUCACUCCCCAUCAGGGUGUGCUCGACCCACAGGGGGCGCUGCUCAUCCUGGUGAGCCCCACGCCAUCUCCGUCCGCAAAAACGAAGCUGCCCUGGACAGGCCGACUUUACGUGCACUGUGACAACCAGCAGCAGGCGGUGCGCGUGCAGAUCCGAGAGGAUCUGGUGCAGGCUGACGUGGUGUCACCGGACCCCGCGGUGGGACGCACGCUCGCCGUGCCACACGCCACGCCCGCCACACCUGCCAUCCCACCCGCUAUGCCGCCCGCCUUGCUCGCCACGCCGAGCAUACAGACAAGACGAUCCCUGUCCACGCCAGUGCUCGGCGGCGUGGAGGUGUUCAACAAGAGCGUGUACUUCCCAGCGACACGCGUCGGAGAAACGUCCAAGGCUGCGCUGAAGUUCACCAACCGUGGCACUGACGAGGUGAAGUGGUACCUCACCUCCUUUGCUCCUCCAUAUGUCAAGGGAGUGGCUGGCACUGGUGAUGUCUUCCGCGCCACCUACUCCACCUUCCGCUUCUCACGCAUGGCCGGCACGCUGGAGGCCGCUGGCAAGGCCACGGUGUGGGCUGAAUUCAUGCCUCGCGAUGGUGGACGCUACGCCCAGUUCUGGGACCUGGAGUGUCACCCCGAAGGGCACACGCACCUACGAGACCACACACGUGUGCAGCUUUCGGCAGAGGCGCUCGGGGAAACACUGGGCGGAGGCACCGACGCGGAGGCGGUUCCUGUGGGCCUUGUGAAGACGGCACCGGCACCGAGCCCACCGCGGGCGCGGAGUGGCACUGAGCUCCCCGCGCCAGCCCAACACGGCUGCCUGGCACACGAGGACGGGAAGGGGAGUGCUGGUGCCACCGCUACCACCACCGCCGCUGGUGGGCUCUAUGUGCCCCGGGAGUCAUACUCCUUCCCCCAGACGGCGCUUGGCUCCUCCAGCACUGUCAAGGUGUCAAUCCGGAACAAAACGUCGCAGCCACACACCCUGAAGUUUGUGUGUGCGCGAGCUCCUUUCCACAUUCAGCACUCGAACCACUUGAUCCGGGCCCAGCACUACGUGAAUCUACCGGUGCAGUUCAAGCCACUGGUGGCCGGGCCCAGCGAGGGGCUUCUGGUCAUCGAGACGGCGCCAGGGAGCAGUCUGUCCGUACGCCUGCACGGGGAGGCCAUAGCCGCCCCACAGUGAUGGACAGGGAGGAGGAUGGCGGGAGACGGUGCUUUCCUAUCAGGCUAUCGAUGAUCUCGCACACUCCAGCGCUCUUGUAUACAAGCACGCGCACGUGUGUGUGCGCGCGUCCUUGUGCUCACAAUCGUGCUUUCUUGUGUACUCUUGUGUACGGGUGUGUUUGUGCUCACAAGCACACGCUCUCGUGAUGUACUUGCUCGUACACACGCACUCUCACGUGCUCAUACGAAUAUGCGCGGUCAUCGUGCACGCACGUAAACGGAGUUCAUACACACGUACUUAUUGCUUAUACACGCACUGUGUGCGUUCAUAGGUUAUUCACAACAGAAAAUGCACGUGUUCACGCACACGUUCACAAAUUCAUGCUCCUCUGAACACUCAGAAACAUGCCGUCUCACACGCGCAUUAUUGUACACGCGCAUACAAAAACAAUGAUGCGCGCCAGUUCACACUCAUAAUCGUAACGUUCCACGAAUAUCGCCGCACAUUGUUGAUGUAGGUUUUUAUAAGAGGUGAAUUUUGGUAACUCGUUUGUGACUCGCCCACACACGCUCGUGAGUGCACGCGUUUAGCCGCACACGCUCAACAACAGUGGCCGCCAUUCGCCGCUAAGUGGCUGUCACCUCACCAAGGUGCUUGUGCCAGGCCAGGCGCACUCCAAGGUCACGUGAAGGGUCGCUGACAAGAGGUCACGGGACCCAGGUGCCAUGGGUUGACUGACUGACAUAACUGGCACAUGCACUAGUUGUAUCCCCUGCUCUGCCAACUUGCUGCGUUUUAGCCGCUUGGCGCUCCGCUCAUUAUUGUGAGCGUCGCUCCUUUGCCCUCCACUGUUGUUGGAGGGCAACUGCCUCGCAUAUUAGCAUUCGCCAAGAAGCCUAAAUUUAAGAAGACAUUCACUCCCGUCCACAGCAGCAGCUGCCUUCAUUUUUCUUAAGCGAUUAACUGUUCCUCUUGUGUUUACAUACAACACUACCAUCACCCGGCGGACAAAUUAAUGGAAGCCUUUUUGAGAUUGCUCGGUCUUGCUUCAAUUGGGGGUAUUAGGUAGGCUAGUCUGGUCCACAGCAAAAUAUUGUUUGUUGGUAUCAUGGGUUGGUUGUGGAUAAUUUCCAGCAAUUGCUCAUUUACAAGAUUAUCUUGUCAUUAACAUGUUCUGGGGCAGCGUGCCCUGUAACUAAGCUGAGGGGCCCAUCGAGGUGAAAUCCACGAAACAGACGCCGUGCCUACAAGGAGGACGGCAGGCUCAAACCACAAUUCUGUUUCAACAAAAAACACAAGUGCUAUUCUUGAGUGCAUGCGUGCGUGCACAUAAAUGUGGGGAGCUGCGGCUGCUUUGCGCACUGCACUCUGCUCCCAGCAUUCCCGCGUUCAAUUCCUGGCCGUGGUGCUCACCGCCGCGUGACGGCUGGCCUCCCCCUCGGUAGCCUCAACCGAUAACGAGUCGAGCGUGCCGUCAGCAUCGGCGAUGGAGAAACCGGCGACCGGGCAUUUGUUUGCGCUGGCUCCACCACACGCCCAUCCUUCAUUGCCACGCCGGCCCUGAUGCGCAACACGCUCACUCGCAGCGUUACCAUGGCAGUCCAUGGAGCUAAAUUAGAGAUGUUUGUGUUUAGGGGUUAUGAAUUCGUGUGGAAAGCUUUUAUGUCGGGCUGUGUGCUCGUUAUGCUAGUGUUAGACCAGGUUUAAUGUUAGGAUAACAUUAGGGUUAUAGUUACGUUUAAGGACACUAGCAGAUGCAGUUGCGGAGAUUGUGAAAUCCACAUCUGCCUGGAUUACUACUGCAAGAGUGUUUCCCAGUGUUUAUGAACAAAAACACUGGGGCAUAUCUUGGGAAAAGAUUAAAAUUGAAAGAGGGUAGAAACUACUUACAUGUCUAGUCUUGAGUGGUGUGUUAGAAUGCAACCGAUAAAAACCGCCACUUAAUUUCUUCUAACGGAGGGCAUCGUGAGUCACCCAGCACAGGUGGCAACAGCCCUACUCCCACAUGCGGUGGCGGAGAGGGGACGCGCGUGUCCGGGACGUGCUGCUGCUGAGGGCUCCGCGGGAAGCCGGUGGAGCUGGACGGGGUCGUGGCGGUGCCCUCAGGAGGUUGCGGGACAAAAACGAAAGCCGCGUGUAAUGGGCAACGGUGGCGCGAUUGGUGGCACGGCAGCAGCUUGUGAUGUGACGCGGAGGGAGAGGUUUGCGAGCUGUGCGCGCGUUUUGCCAAAUGCCAUUUCAAACUGUUCAACACGCUAACCAGGCCCUCGUUACAGUCUACAGUUGUAUGUACCCAGGAGACUGUUACGAACUCAGUCUGGGCCUUAUUAAUUGUAAAAACAAUGCAGCAAAUAUAUAAAAUAUACUAAAAACAAAUUGCUUAAAUAUUUGGCUACACGACGUGCACUGUGCGUAUGUCUCUGGUGUGUUUCACGUGCAGUGGUCUUCCUGUCUCACGUGAAGUGAGACCGGAACAAUGUAGUGCCGCCACCACGGCGACCCAUGCAUGUUUGGAGUUGAGGUCAUUAUUUGCAUUAGCCAACACUGGAAUUCAGAGGCUGACCCAAUGUAGAGAGAUCUUGGUGAUCCCAAUGAGGUGACCUCAAUGUAGAGAGCUCUUGGUGAUCCCAAUGAGGUGACCUCUAUGUAGAGAGCUCUUGGUGAUCCCAACGAGGUGACCUCAAUGUAGAGAGCUCUUGGACUGGCGUUGGCCAUACCGGGCGAGAUGUGGUCGAGUCGCUGAGAACAUGCACUACAAACGCGUUUAUUGACGCUUAAUCCCAAAACAAGAUGCAUCGUGAUCGAUACUUCCUACUGGAGCUGGAUUCGUCUUUUUCAUUCUUUUAGAUUGAAACCACUCCUUCGCAGUGUGUGGUGGUACUCCCCCAGUCGGCACAUGAGAGGUUGUGAAUUCUUACCCAAGUCGGGGAUUAUCAGAAUGAACAGCCACAGGUCAAUAAAGUUAUCCCGAGGAGAGUCUGACCCGCGCCAUAGGCGUAUGUGGACGACACCGCUGGUUCGGAGCCUGCCCUGGAUGGUGCGGCAUGUGAUGCAUUCAGUAGAUUCCUGUCAAGCAGUGUUCGUUAUAUCGCUAUGGAUUGGACUAACAAGAACCAGGCCAACCCAUCUUUAUAUUUGUUGUGGGGAAUUUAUUUUUGUACCUUUUUUUAACCCGGAUUUGUGAGCAUCCCGUGAAGCCCAUAGACCAGCGUCUGGUGGGCUUAUGCUGCAUUAUUAUUAACCGAAGCACGUGUGUGAGUUUUUAAAAAUAUUGUUUCUCUCUGGACCGCGCCCAGAUUCGGCAGCUUCCCGUGGUCACCGAUGACCGCGACUUCAGUUGAUGCAUCUCGCUCCUCAAUGGGUCUAGAGCAUUAGGCUGUUCUUCCAAAUGAAUACAUUCCAAUCAAAAUGUGGCCUUGGGAUUUCCUAUGGGCAUUUCCUAGGUUUAUCUGGAGAUAACGUUUACUCACAUCGUUAUUCCUGGAAAAUAAUCUGGCAUCGUACGUGUAGAGCACGGUCCACACGUAGCAAUGUGUACAGAGCAAUGAAUGUCUCUUCAUGGACUUGCCGUUUCCGCUUCCGGACGCGGCAGUUCAAACAACGGUGCCAGCUUCUCAACUCCCCCACCUCUGCACCCAGCAGCAUAAUCGAGCACGGUCGAUCAGACAGUCGCAUGUGGUGGGGUAAAGUGUGAGUGCUCAACUCUUCGUGGACGUGUCGGCAGCGUGGAAGUGUAGGCCACGUGCCCUCUGGAGAGUUCGCUAGAGCUCGAGUAGAGGCCCUUCUGCCAGCAGGUUACAUGUGCAAGUAUUUGCACAUGUGCAAGUAUUAGCUUUGCUCUUUACAAGUUGCGACAUGUUGGCCGGGCGUCUGUCAUUGUCAUCGCAAUACAUGGCCACCGCCCAUUCGUCACCCUGUUCAGUCUUCGUGUCAGUGGUGGUGCAUGGCUCCGGUGUCUAGGUAAUGCACAUUCGAUGUGUAAUAAUAAACUAGUACUGGACUCGCCAUAACUGCCCCCAUGGAAGCUGCAGGAACGAAUGGACUAUGACAGUGGAUUGCACUGAUUAUUCAAUGGGACCACCUGCACGAGUCGCCAGAAACUAAUCAUCUGGGCUGGAGUUUGUUACCUCAUCAAACUGGAGCCAAGAGCUGCCAGCGGCAUCACAUUGCGUAAAACGCCUCGAGCGCGCUCGCGUUCCCUUGUCCAUUGCGUUGAUUGAGAAUGGGAAUGUUCACUCCGGACGGGAUGAUUCUCAUCUCGACGGUUUGCGUGUUUUUGUUGUAAUUUUCAUAUUUUUUAAAAAAUUAUAACUUCGUCUCCGUUCCCGCCAGUGGAGGGAAACGGCCGAUCGUCGGGAUGAGAACGGCAUCCUUGGUGUUUGAUGCAAACAGGCAAAAGGGCCAUGUGGAUCUCUCCCCCCCCCCCCCCCAAACCUCCCCAUGCCCAUUUGGGCUGCCAACUUCGCUUGUCCGCCGACUUCCCGCUUUGGCAUUAAUUUGCAGACUGCAUUAGUGCGUUGAUGAAAAGUGCCGCGAGCAGGCGGUGAUUGUGUGUGUGGCUGGGCGGGAGUUGAGAGGGCUGCGUUUGCAAAUUGCUGCUGCUCACGUAGGCAUCUGCGGUCCAGGCUCAGCAGGCUACUAAGUGACCCCCCCCCCCGCCUGUGCUUUGUUGUUUAACUUUGAAACCCCCCCCCCAGCUGCUCACCCGCUCGCGGUGGACAGAGCCCCCGGCCAUAGAUGUUUCACCGCGGUUGAAUCGCUCCCACACCGCUCGUGUGCCGAGUGGCCUCCGCCGCGUAAUUGGCGUCUGCGGAAGCACAACCACUCGCUGGGAAGUGACUAGUCAAGAUUGUUUGGUAUAUUCAGAACAGACUGAGCCCCAGCACGGGAAUAUGGAAUAUCUCUCAGUUGGUUGCGACCAACAGUGGAGAUGAGCACUCCCUCGUUGUUGGAGCAUGGGGAACACCGAUUGCAUUCCACUGUGGACAGCACCCCCAAGUCUGUUGUUGUCUUUGUCGAGCUGGACAGCACUGAGCAGCUGUCUCGUAAUCAAAUCAUCAUCAUCGUCCUCGCCAGCAUCGUCUUCAUGCAGUGUUUGUUAACUUCAGCAUAAAUGGCAGCAGUGUGAAAUUGUAUCUUCAGCGUGUGCUGCCCUGCACUUUAUUUUGUUGGCCAAUUAAUAAAACAUGAAUAAAACAAAUGUAUUUAUAA